AUGUCUCGAUCACAUGAGAGUUGCGCGAACUUGGAGCCUGUCGAUCGCAUUGCUCAAUGGGGGUCGACUUCAGGUUUUCUCGUAUAUAAAGAUGUUUAUGUUCCAUUCUCUCCUCGACUAGGUCCCUCCGAAAGCGCUUUGCUGCUCUGCGCAAUUUUCACACAAAGACACAGUGCCUAUUUCGCCAUGUCUUGCAAUCUGUCGGCUUCCCAUUCUGCUCGCUCAUACCGGCAUAGGGAAGACAACGAGUCGAUAUCCCCUUUGGGCCAGCCGUCUUCCUUCGCUUCUAACGAGUACAGGGAGGUCCCUCUCUCAAAGUCUUUACGCCGCGUCGACUCUGGGCAGCCGUAUUCGACCUCCAUUGUUCCACUUUCCCCUGCUUCCCUAAAGGCCGCCUCUCCCUCGCCAAAGGCGCCGGACAGUCCCACUACUCCCACGGCUGCAACAUCCGAUUCAACGCCCUGCACUAAACCACUGCCAUCCGCAUCCACAUCGGCCUCACGGCCUCAUGUACCGCGUCCUCCCAAUGCCUUCAUGAUCUACCGCUCUGAGCUCGUCAAGACUCGAGCUGUCCCCCCAGAGAUAGAGCAUCGACAGCAAAACCUUAGUCGCCUUGCAGGACAAUGUUGGAACCUCCUUCCUCAGCAUGAAAAGGAUAAAUACCACCAAAAGGCGAAGGAAGCACUUCUAGAACACCAGCGCCUUAAUCCUGACUACAAGUUCACCCCUGCACCUCGCGGUUCUCGCAAAGCAAAGACGAAAGCGCAGCAAGCUGCCGCCUCCUCGAAUGUCAACAGCAGCGAACGUAUCCGCGCCAUCCGCGAGCAGUAUGUCAAGGUUCUGGGUCCCUCGUUGGUUGCGAGCCGCAAGCGAAAGCGGAAGUCGCGAGGAGGUAGCGCUGACGAUGCCGAUACUUUGAGGCACCAAGAUCUUCCUCUCUUGGGGGAUCAGACGCCCCUUGUCCGCUACCACGGGCGUUCUAGUCCUCAACCUGCGCACACGGCUAGGUCUAUUUCAGGCGACUACUCGUCACUCGUCCACCCCUCCUUUUCUCGAGCGUCCCUCCCCCGUCGCCCAUCGACUUCUCUCGGCUUCUCGACCGGCUCUUCUGUGCAACCGACGUUCAACCACAGCAUCUUCUUCGAGUCUCCCCGCCAUUCACCCUGCGACAGCUCCGACUUCAGCUUGUGUCUUCAAGGUGUCUCGGAGGUGGCUCCUAAUCAAUCCGGGAACUCGGAUAUCGAGCAGCUCAACUUUUUCCAAAUGCCUUCCAUAAGCGUUAACGCCGGCUUUUCCUUCCCUCCUGCUCCUGCUCCCGACUUCAACUCCCUUACUUCUCACCACGAGUGCGAUGAAAUCUCUCCUUUCACACAGCCGGUUCUUCAGAUGCCUUUGCAGCACCAGUCACAGCCGACAGCCCCGCAGGAACGCAUGUAUCGCUCCGACAUGGUGAGGAUGGAUGGCAGAUCAGAUGGCCGUGUGGAGAGUGUAACACUCCCUAACCCUGGCGACAAUGGGACGUAUGAAGACUGGAAGAUCCUCCACAACCCUUCCGACGAGUUGAACUACACUGCGUUACACCUCAACCUUCCUCAUUGUGGCACAAUCUCGGAGCCAUCUAGAUGA
This is a messenger RNA of Coprinopsis cinerea okayama7#130, 1626 nucleotides long. RefSeq lists its product as hypothetical. Gene Ontology annotation, biological process: anatomical structure morphogenesis; regulation of DNA-templated transcription; cell differentiation. The coding region runs from base 1 to 1626 and encodes 541 amino acids. The record is from RefSeq and is a predicted model, not a curated record. Gene Ontology annotation, molecular function: DNA-binding transcription factor activity, RNA polymerase II-specific; RNA polymerase II cis-regulatory region sequence-specific DNA binding. NCBI's taxonomy places the organism in Eukaryota, Fungi, Basidiomycota, Agaricomycetes, Agaricales, Psathyrellaceae. The transcript has 3 exons.